This is a messenger RNA of Dimorphilus gyrociliatus, 961 nucleotides long. The record is from the annotation of a GenBank genome assembly. NCBI's taxonomy places the organism in Eukaryota, Metazoa, Annelida, Polychaeta, Dinophilidae.
AGAAGGCCCGCCGCAGUUAGCUGCUAUAACAACUCCGACGAAGGUUAUGGAAAUCGUUGCUGUUUUCGAUUCGUCGUCACCCUUGAGCAAAAGCGUUGCUAUAACUUUGCUAAAGAAUAACUUUGUCGUUCGAUGCCUAACGACAAACCGUGCUGAAUGCCAAAUUUUGGAGCAUCAUGGAGCUGAAUUAUACAGUCAAGAUCAGAUAGACGAUUGCUUGAAGGGUGUUCAAGCAGCUUAUGUCUCGACGACCUCAAAUUUCGAUUCGAUAACAAGCGUUCAAGAUGAAAUCGAUCAAGGUCGAACUAUAGCUGAAGCUUGUCAACGAGCCAGAGUCGAACACUUGAUUUAUUCCACUCAAUUGUCCGUUGCCCAGGUAACCGGAAUGACCGUUAGACACAUGGAUGCUAAGUCGAGAGUGGAAGAUCUACUUUUCAAAACUAGUAUCCCAUUAACUAAAGUCAUAAUACCUCCCUUGUAUGAGUAUAUUCUAGAACCAAGUAUGAUCCCUACUAGAUUAUCUGAUAACCAGUUCGGAUUAGAAAUACCUAUGAGUAAUGUACCCUUAGACUUAAUCUGUUUACAAGACGUGGGUUAUGUCAUUCUUGAAAUGAUUAUACAGCGAAAAGCUUUAGUUAACAAAACCCUUAGUUUGUCUGCCACCAAACUGACAGUCCGUGAUCUGGCAUCGAUCCUCACCCAUAACCUAACAGACUACAAGUUCAAGGAUAGUCAAGUUACUGUUGAGCAGUAUCAGGAGAGAAGACGUUUCAAAGGAGUCAUCGAUUGGAGCUAUCAAUUCGAUUUUUACGUUCGAGUAGAUCAGAAAGCAUCUAUUGAGCUGACCAAACAUUUCUAUCCUCAUAUAAAAUCCUUCGGCCAAUGGGUAGAAGAGAACAAAGCCGCCAUCUAUAAUACUCUGAAUAAACCUAUGACACCAGCAAUGGAUCCUUUUCAUUAG